Tyto alba (common barn owl) is the source of this 2472-nucleotide messenger RNA. RefSeq names its product neuromedin B receptor (gene NMBR). NCBI's taxonomy places the organism in Eukaryota, Metazoa, Chordata, Aves, Strigiformes, Tytonidae. Gene Ontology annotation, biological process: bombesin receptor signaling pathway. Gene Ontology annotation, cellular component: membrane. The record is from RefSeq and is a predicted model, not a curated record. The transcript has 3 exons. The coding region runs from base 4 to 1170 and encodes 388 amino acids. Gene Ontology annotation, molecular function: bombesin receptor activity.
AGGAUGGAGACAGAGCUGCCGCCGGAGCUCACAGCGAUGCCCCUCGGGGGGAACGGGAGUGCCCAGCUGGUGCCAGACACGGCCCUGCUGCCCCCGGGGCGGGGCACAGCCAUGUUCACUGUCCGCUGUGUGAUCCCUUCGCUUUACCUGCUCAUCAUCACUGUGGGCUUGCUGGGCAACGUCACCCUCAUGAAGAUCUUCAUCUCCAACAGUGCCAUGAGGAGUGUGCCCAACAUCUUCAUCUCCAGCCUCGCUGCCGGUGACCUGCUGCUGCUAGUGACCUGUGUGCCCGUGGAUGCCUCCCGGUAUUUCUCUGAGGAGUGGCUCUUUGGGGAGGUGGGCUGCAAGCUCAUCCCUGCCAUCCAGCUCACCUCUGUUGGUGUCUCUGUCUUCACCCUCACUGCCCUCAGUGCCGACAGAUACAAAGCAAUUGUAAAUCCCAUGGACAUCCAGACCUCCAGUGCAGUGAUAUGGACCUGUCUGAAAGCCAUUGCCAUCUGGGUAAUCUCCAUGCUCCUAGCAGUUCCUGAAGCAGUGUUCUCCGAACUGGCCCACAUCAAUGACACGGAUAAUGCCACUUUCACUGCAUGCAUACCAUACCCCAUGACGGACGACAUGCACCCAAAAAUCCAUUCUGUGCUGAUUUUCCUUGUGUAUUUCCUUAUCCCUCUUGCCAUUAUUAGUAUCUACUACUAUCAUAUUGCAAAGAGUUUAAUAAAAAGUGCUCACAACAUCCCUGGAGAAUACAGUGAGCAUUGCAAAAGACAGAUGGAAACUCGUAAACGACUGGCAAAAAUUGUUCUAGUUUUUGUUGGCUUCUUUGCUAUCUGCUGGUUUCCUAACCACGUGCUAUACAUGUACCGAUCUUUUAAGCACAAUGAGAUUGAUCCGUCGACAGGACAUAUGGUUCUUACCUUAGUGGCCCGAGUGUUAAGCUUCUGCAACUCUUGUGUCAACCCAUUUGCACUGUAUUUUCUCAGUGAGAGUUUUAGAAGACAUUUCAACAACCAGCUUCGCUGCAGGAGGAAAGCUCAGCAAGAGAGAUCUGCCAGCUACUUGCGCAACUCUUCUGCCAUUCAAAUGGCUUCCCUGAAAAGCAAUACCAGGAACACAGUGACGAGCAUGACACAAAUGAAUGGGCACAACUUGAAACAAGAGAUGUCAUUAUGAUUUAAUAGGUGUGAUUUUUGACUGUGGAACAUAUUUGAACUUUGCAGUUUGUAACUCACUUUUGGCUCUCAUAUGCUUAGACUGUCUGAGUCCUCAGAACAGAGGGUCUGUUAAAGUCUGGCCAAUCUGAGGUUGUUUCACACCUAGUCUUACUUUUAUAUAGAAGUGAAGAGUAUGUUUUAUUGAGAACACUGACCGGUUUCAUAUUGUACUUUAAAGGACAUGCUAAUAUAUGUUUAACAUACAAGAAAGCAAAAUAAUGGUUUGAAUAUUUGAGUAGCUCAUCUAACAUUGCUUUAAAAAGCAUAGAUUUUCUGAUCUGCAAAAUAUAUAUUUUUAACUGUAUAUUGAUACAGGCGUAUGUCUUACUCUAAUGGAUUUUGAUGAUUUUAGCUGUGCUGUGUGUAUAAGCAUUGUUCAUUAAGACUGGUAGGCAUUUUCUGAGCCAAUUACGGAUCCAUUGCAAUGCAUAAAUUCUAGUUUCAGAUAAAAAAUAUUCAAGUAUCAAGUGCCAGAUCUUUACCUCAUUUAGAUCUACUUUGUUUUCUCACUUUGGCAGAGAUACACGAUGAGAAUUUAGUUUUUGGGGUUCUGUUUGCUGUUAAGGUCAAAAGUUUAUCUGCUAAAAUUACAUUUUUUAGUGAUUACAUCUCAAAAGAAAAAUGUUGCGUGCAAUGUGCAGAUUUUCUAGAACUCAGCGAAAGCUCAUUUCUCUGAUUUGUUUAAGUCUAUGCCAUCUUUGUUUUAGAGUGUCUACAUGCUUUAUACUUGCUACUACUAACUGAUCAAUACACAGCUAAGAAGGAUGCUAAGUGUUAUGGAGUGACUGAACAUUCAAAGAGGUAAAGUUCUGAGUGGCAUUUUCAGAGAGGGUCUGUGGCAAGGCUUCAUACAGCUCAGAGCAAUGUCAGAGUGCAGAACCCACAUUACUACCAGAACAAACCAAACUGAAGGAAGCCCUGCAGGAACACACCUAAUAUACUCUCAUCACUAAUGAUCAUCCAGCCCAUGGGAACAAACAAGUUCUAGUCCAAAAUAGCACUCAGGUGAUGAAACAUGGGUAUCUGACAUUUGUUGCUUGGUACCAGCUGUUUGCUAUCUAGAUCUACUGUUCUUGCACACACUUUACCAGUCUAAACAAAGCCUAAGUAGUGUUGAAAAUCUCAGCUUUAAAAGAUACUUUUUCUUUUCCUGAAGGCCCUUGUGCAUAAAUAGUCAAUGCACUUCUCAAAAUCCUAGCUGGGCUGCUUAAAAGAAGGAUUUAAAAUAUUUUUUGUGAGUCAUCCCAGUGCCAUGACAGUG